CCCCUCACUCCACUGCCCCACCCAACCACUCCGCCCCUUUCGAGAUCAAGAGAGAGAGAAAGCUUCUAGGAGCUAGGGUGUUCGGUUACGAAUUUUCGAUGGCCAUUGUCGACGCUGUUGUGAUGCCCUCCCCACCGUCAUCGGCACCACCGGCGCGGAUCAUCGUCGUGGUGCUGGCGUUUGUGCGCUUCAUCCUCGCCCCUAUGUUGGGGCUCGUGCGCAUCGUCCGCCUCGCAGCCCCAGCGCUCCCCUACCUAGGCUUCACGGCCGCUUGGGUCAUCUCAGCGGGCAUGGCCGCAACAAUCGUCGCACGCCACGCCUGCCGCAAGGGCUCCGCCCCCCUCGUCUUUCUUGAGGCGUUCACGCAAGUGGCUUUCAAAUUAUCCAUCUGCAUCAUCUCUCUCUUCAUUGUGCUUCUAGCCAUUCUUUUGUGUGGCCUGUGCCUAGCCUACCUGGUUGCAGUUGUAUCUGGAUCUGGUUCUGAGUUCAAGAAGACCGCCUUCGGAGCAAUCACAUGGGAGUCAACUUGGGAGUUAUGCAAGUUUCCUCGCGCCGUAGUCCUCGGGUUCGCUGCAGAUUUGGCCUGCAUCCUGCUAAUUGUCGCUGGUAUUCUGGUAGUGAUCAUGUCCCCACAUGUGGAGAAAUCAUUAUCUCAGGGACAAAGGAUUGGUUUCUUGAUCGCGGAUGUGGGGUCAUUUGGCCUGCAUGCCAUAGCUUGCUUCGUUAUCAUUCCAGGUUUGGCAUUUGAUAUCUGGAGGAAGGACCAGGAGGAGACAAUACCAGGACUCACAGUGGCGGAUUGUUGA
Molecule: messenger RNA, 806 nt
Organism: Lolium perenne
Lineage: Eukaryota; Viridiplantae; Streptophyta; Magnoliopsida; Poales; Poaceae
Source: RefSeq, a predicted model, not a curated record